Messenger RNA from Euleptes europaea (tarantolino), 1145 nucleotides. RefSeq names its product coiled-coil domain containing 24 (gene CCDC24). The coding region runs from base 3 to 1145 and encodes 380 amino acids. The transcript has 8 exons. NCBI's taxonomy places the organism in Eukaryota, Metazoa, Chordata, Lepidosauria, Squamata, Sphaerodactylidae. The record is from RefSeq and is a predicted model, not a curated record.
CCAUGUUGCCCUUGCUUGAUCCGUGCGGCCAGCCCUUGCAACCAGUAGCAUCGCUCUGGAGGAUGGUGGAGGAACAAGUGGCGCCCAGCGAGAGGCUGGAGGUGAAGACCAUCUUGGGGGAUGAUGCUGUGGAACGGAGCUUGGAGCUGCACGCUGAGGUGCAGACACUGCUGGAAUUCUAUCAGGAGAUACAGCAGGGCCACUCUGAACUGGAAUGGAGCCCUUCACAAGCAGCUGGCAGCUUGCUUGCUGCUCCACCCCACCUUAAGGAGCUGAUGAGGCAGGAAAUCCGCCUUCUUCUGAGGGGCCUCCAGCAAAAAGCAUUGCAGGAGGGCAGGGACCAAGAUUGUGCCAUUGCUAAAUACAGCCCCCAUGUGGUCACCUUUGCUCUGAAGGGAGAUGCUGGAACUGGACGGCCUUCCUCUGGGAGAAGUGCCCUCAUCCGGCCGUUGUCCUCCAGAUCCAUCAAUGAUCUGGGACUCCUCUGUAAUAAACUGAAUAUCACCGAUAUUGGUGAGGUAGCCUUUCGACUCCGGACCCUGCUGGAAGAUGAAUGCCGGGCUUUAGAAAGGUGCAUCUCUCAUUUACAGCGUCAGCUGGAAAAGGCACAUUACCAGGCUGCACAGUGGCUAGAGACAACGCACGAGCCUACCAUGGCUGAGCUGCAAGAAGAGAAGCAUGCCAUGGAGCGAGAUCUGCAGCUGAGCCAGUCUCAGCUGUCUCCGAGACUUUCCCUGAAGCCAAAGUUGCUUGGGAGGAGUGGCUGCCAGCCUCAGCUUAGCCAUCUGGGAGAUUCAGCAAAAGGACCAGACAUCAGGGAGACACCUCCUGCUUCCUCACCUAGUCCACGAAAUCAAACAACCACGUUGUGCCGUCAGACACUGCCGUGGAGGAGCCACUCAGAAAAAGGCCAGCGGGGGCGGCUGCCACAAGAGGAACUCAGGCAAGCAUGGAAAGACAAGGACGCUUGGCUGCACAGCCCUGUGACUGCAGUACCUCCCAUGGGAAGUAGACUCAUUUCGUCCUGCAGGAUAGCAAUGGCAGGGGUGGUCCCUGCCUUCCCCCCCAUGCCUCCCCCAGAACCAUGCCCACUGCCCCGCUUCUGCCCCCGCACUAGGUUGCUGCGAUGCAAAGGGCCCAGCUAG